AUGUUAAAUUCAAUGCAUGUCAAUAUAGCUAAUAACCGUUGGGGACUUAAAGUUCUUUAUAAUCCUAUAUCAGCUAAUCAAUCGACAUAUAUAAUUCAAACAGUUCCAAGUUCUCGAACGACACGACCACAAACAGUCAUUGAAAUAAACUCUUCUAUACAAACCAAUUCAUUAAUUGUUGUUCGGCAACAUUUAUUAAAUGAUACCAUAGCGACAAUUGUUCAAUCAACUAUAUCAUCAUUGGAUAACAAUCAAAUACUUACAGCUGAUAUUAUAGCACAAACAAUUCAAUAUAAUCAAAUUAAUAGUUCACCACAGUGUUCGAUUUGUUUAGGAGACUUUAAUCUAUCGGAUAUACUACUACAAUUAACAUGUAAACAUAUUUAUCAUCGUGAAUGUCUUCUUCAUUGGUUACAAACGCAUAAUCGUUGUCCAUAUUGUCGAUUUCUUGUCUAUCAACAACCUGUAACGCCGCAUAUUUUUCUCAUAAGACAAACAAUAACAUAG
Molecule: messenger RNA, 507 nt
Organism: Rotaria socialis
Lineage: Eukaryota; Metazoa; Rotifera; Eurotatoria; Philodinida; Philodinidae
Source: the annotation of a GenBank genome assembly